AUGGCUUCUUCGCGUUGGUGGCUCUACAUACAGGCCAUCUUUUGGCGUUUCCUGAUGCGCAUCGGCAUGUUUCUUCAUGACAUCGGUCCACCCCGACCACCCCGACCGCAAUUUACCCGCACCGUCAACGUCGACAAGCACCACCAUUCCCUCGUCUUGCAUUUCUACGUCCCACCCAACUAUCACGAACAGCGACGUCUGGGCCAUAAAUAUCCUGUAUGUGUCAACUUCCACGGUGGGGGUUUCACCCUCGGGGCAGCCACGGAUGAUUCCCGAUGGGCGAAAUCGUUCUUGGAACACGUCGGCGCGGUCAUGGUUAGUGUCAGCUACCGGCGGGCCCCGGAGCACCCAUACCCCGCCGCCGUGGAUGACGGAGUCGAAGCACUCUUAUACCUGGCAAUGCACGCUGGUGAACUGGGGCUGGAUGUGAGCAGGGUAGCGCUGAGCGGGUUCUCGGCGGGUGGUAACCUGGCUGUGACCGUGCCGUUGCGGCUACGUGGUCGCAUAUCGACAGAAAUCAAAGAGCACUUGGGUCGAGCAGAAUCAUCACAGAAUCUCUUGAGUCAGGUCUCUGAUUUGAACAUCGUCGCGUUGUUCGCUUGGUACCCCAUUCUCGAUUUCCAGGAAUCUCGUGACCAUCGUCGGGCCAUGAGUCUCAUGCCGGACAAGACUCUCCCCGCUUUCUUCACAACCCUGUUUGAUGAGUCCUAUCUGCCCAAUCUGGAUGAACGUGACUCGCCAUAUGCCUCUCCAAUCCAUGCGUCCGACCGUCUGUUGUCAGAAGGCUUACCACGUGACAUUUUCAUGUUCAUCUGUGAGUGGGACAUGUUGAUGAAGGAAGGUCAAGCUUUCGUCCGUCGCUUGGAGACACUCGGAAAGCGUCCUCGUGCCAUGCUCAUCGAGAAAGCCCGACAUGCCUGGGACAAGUCUCCUAAUCCUUGGAGAGAUCAAGAUAGCGUGGACGUGCUGUAUCGUGACGCAUGUGCGUCCAUGAAAGGAAUCUUCGAUCGGUGA
Penicillium brevicompactum is the source of this 1014-nucleotide messenger RNA. RefSeq names its product alpha/beta hydrolase. The transcript has a single exon. Gene Ontology annotation, molecular function: hydrolase activity. The coding region runs from base 1 to 1014 and encodes 337 amino acids. NCBI's taxonomy places the organism in Eukaryota, Fungi, Ascomycota, Eurotiomycetes, Eurotiales, Aspergillaceae. The record is from RefSeq and is a predicted model, not a curated record.